Molecule: messenger RNA, 2043 nt
Organism: Cucurbita pepo subsp. pepo (vegetable marrow)
Lineage: Eukaryota; Viridiplantae; Streptophyta; Magnoliopsida; Cucurbitales; Cucurbitaceae
Product: beta-1,6-galactosyltransferase GALT29A
Molecular function (GO): sialyltransferase activity
Source: RefSeq, a predicted model, not a curated record
ACGGGAAAUACCGUCCGAAUUCGAAAGACAAUGCUUGUGAUUCUGAGCUUUCUUUGCUUCUCUCAAUGGAACCCGCGGAUCUAUGUUAGGGUUUGUAACUCUGGUUUGAAUCUUAUGGUUUUGUUUAUGGUUUCUGGGAUUCUGUGUUUGUCCGUUACUUCUACUCAACUCCCUGAUCUUCUCUGAAUGCUUUGUUUACGUUUUAAUGGUGAAUGGUGGCUUGGAACCGACAUUGGGGUUCUAAGUUCUAACAGCAAAAUUUGUAGUUCAGUUACUUGUAGUAGUGUUAAUUAGGAAACUGCUUGCCUGCUGUUUCUUUCGGAUCUUUAUUGGUGUUACUGUUCUUUGAGACGAUUCUCUUUUGGAUCGGUGUAUUUUGUAUCUAACAAUGUAUUCUGGAUCUUCGGGAUUUCAUUUUCGCUCGGAUUCUCUGGAUGCGUGGUUCUUGUUUCUUACCUACUCUUUCUAAUCUCGUCACCGACGAGAUUGCAUUCAUAUUCACUGCUUGUUGCUUUUCAAAAUCUCUAAGCAAUCACAGAAAUCUCGCCUUUUCUGAAUUCAAAUUCGAAGCAUCUUAACUGUUCCCCUAUUAUCUCUUUGGAUGCCGAACUUCCUGGGAGUCGAUCUGCGACAUAUUGGUUCAAGAUCUGUCCAGCCAAUGCUAGGUUUCAUUUAGCAUUGCCCCCCAAUCGGUCCGUCGCGAUGAAGCGCACGGUCCGUCCAGUGUUCAGCGUGCUGCUGUUCCUUACCUUUGCCGUCACUCUCAUCUGCCGCCUCAUCUUCCGCCGCGGCCUCAGUUUCUUUGAGAUGGAAACUAAUGUAAUCUCUCCAAGAUCUCCAGCAUUCAUGUUCAAUUCCACACUGCUGAAAUUUGCUUCGGUUGAUUUGGGAGAGGCUCAGUCGAAGCGAGAGAUAGAGCAGUUAUUGGAGGGGAAAUUUGGUGGUCCGAGGACGUACAAGACUUUCGCUACUUGGCGAAGAUUCAAUCACUAUGACAUGAAAGCGAGGCCCUCGAAUAGCUUUCCAGUGACAUUCCGCUCUCCAGCUUUCUACCGACAUUGGUUGGAUUUCAGGCGGGCAUUGAGUGGCUGGGUGAGAAGAAAAGGGUUUACGACGGAUAUAAUGCCAGAACUGGUAAGGCUUAUCAAAGCCCCACUGGACAGGCACAACGGGUUGGUGGGUUCAGAUCAACGGUAUUCAUCAUGUGCCGUCGUGGGAAACAGUGGAAUCCUAUUGAACAGUGAUUAUGGGAAGCUAAUUGACAGCCAUGAGAUUGUUAUUCGAUUGAACAAUGCAAAAACAAACAAGUAUGAGAGCAAAGUUGGGUCCAAAACCAGCGUUUCUUUCAUCAAUAGCAACAUCUUGCACCUUUGUGCCAGAAGAGAAGGGUGUUUUUGCCAUCCUUAUGGGCCAAACGUGCCGACAAUCAUGUACAUUUGUCAACCUGUACAUUUCAUGGACUACACUGUCUGCAACAGUUCCCAUAAAUCCCCGCUGCUGAUAACAGAUCCAAGUUUUGAUGCUCUGUGCUCUAGGAUUGUAAAGUAUUACUCAAUCAAACGCUUUGUGGAGGUGACAGGGAAAUCGUUGGAAGAAUGGAGCUCAGCCCACGAAGGCCCCUUAUUCCACUAUUCUUCUGGCAUGCAAGCCGUUAUGUUGGCCGUAGGAAUUUGUGACAAAGUAAGCAUAUUUGGGUUUGGGAAAUUGGCUUCAGCAAGGCACCAUUAUCACACAAACCAGAAGGCCGAACUGGGUUUACACGAUUAUGAGGCAGAGUAUGCUUUCUAUUACGAUUUGAUUGCUAGGCCACAGAGAAUACCUUUCUUGUCGGACAAGUUCAAGAUACCUCCUACGGUUUUAUAUCGAUGAUUUUGAUGUUAUUAGGUAACUUGCUUCAUUAUUUUUUGGUAUAUUUUCGUUAGGCUGGCCAAUGACUGGUCGGAAAGGAAAUUUUUUUUCUUAGUGCUUUUAGGCUAUCCUGUGUACAAUGCUUUACAACUUUGCACAUAAUAAGAUUUUUGAGCGAGCAUGAUUUGGAACUUA